Molecule: messenger RNA, 378 nt
Organism: Arabidopsis thaliana (thale cress)
Lineage: Eukaryota; Viridiplantae; Streptophyta; Magnoliopsida; Brassicales; Brassicaceae
Exons: 4
Coding region: 1-378 (125 amino acids)
Source: RefSeq, marked reviewed
AUGAUUUAUGCUGCGUGGAAUGCAAUCUCUUUUAAUGCUGGUCUCGGCUGGUCUUUCCGUUCUAAUACGACUCCUUCAGAAAGUACUAUCACCAGAGCUGUGACUCAUCGAUCCGUGGUUUCUUCAGCGAUUGAGGCGGAAGCUCUGGCGAUUCUGGCUGCCCUAACGCAAGCUCGCUCUCUUGGUUUUUCUUUUAUUCCUAGUUCAGCCAACUGUGAGGCUGAUUUGCUAGCUAAACAUGCCCUUUGUGCAUUUGAAUCCAACUCUGUACCAAGACAUGUAGAAAAGCAAAAGUCUUACUCUGGUGUCAAAAGAAGCAAGCAAAGUGGUCACACCCACCACCCAUCCAAGAGCUCUUCGGCUAAUUUCAUCCUUUAA